CAGUCACUGUUACAACAUUUUCAUCACCCCAGAAAGAAACCCAAUACCCAUUAGCAGUCACUCCCCAUUUUCCCCCAGACCUCUUCAUUUUGUUGUUUAUUUUUUAAAUAAAUUUAUUUAUUUAUGUAUUUUUGGCUGUGUUGGGUCUUCUUUGCUGCCCACGGGCUUUCUACUCUUCACUGUGGUGCAUGGGCUUCUCAUUGCGAUGGCUUCUCUUGUUGCGGAGCACGGGCUCUAGGCGUGCGGGCUUCAGUAGUUGCAGUACGCAGGCUUGGUAGUUGUGGCUCACAGGCUUGGUUGCUCCAUGGCAUGUGGGAUCUUCCCGGACCAGGGCUCGAACCUGUGUCCCCUGCACUGACAGACAGAUUCUUAACCACUGUGCCACCAGUGAAGUCCUUGUUGUUUAUUUUUAAUAGCUUUUCCCUUCAGCUUUUUUUUCCUUUUUUUCCAAUAAAUUUAUUCAUUUGUUUUUAUUUUUGGCUGUCUUGGGGUCUUCGUUGCUGCGCGUGGGCUUUCUCUAGUUGCAGCGAGCGGGAGCUACUCUUCGUUGCAGUACGCGGGCUUCUCAUUGCGGUGGUUUCUCUUGUGGAGCACGGGCUCCAGGCAGGCGGGCUUCAGUAGUUGCGGCAUGCGGGCUCAGUAGUUGUGGCUCGUGGGCUCUCUAGAGCGCAGGCUCAGUAGCUGUGGCGCACAGGCUUAGUUGCUCCGCGGCAUGUGGGAAUUUCCCGGACCAGGGCUUGAACCCGUGUCCCCUGCAUUGGCAGGCGGAUUCCACUGCGCCACCAGGGAAGCCCCCUUCAGCUUUUUAUCUAAGUCACAGAUGGGUUUUCUUCUUUGCAGUUCUGAUUUCCUUCUUCUCUUGAUUCAGUAAGUGGGUUGAGAGAGUGGAGUGAGUGGUAUACUUAGAAAGGUGUUUCAAUUUAUUAGGAAAUAUUUCAGAAUUAAAAAAAAUAAGGUAUGUAUUGGGUUCUUGCUAAAUAUUAGUCAUUGUGUUAGGUUGCUUGCCUUAAAAUGGUCCCAUGCAUUUCGGGUCAUACUCUACUCACAGCCUUCCAGUUUUACAGAAAAAAGUGCCUCAGAAAACUGAGGUUCAGGCAGGUUAAGUAACUUGUCCAUGUUCACACAGUGGUGGGAAGGCAGAGCCAGGGUUUAAACCUAGGGGGUUUUGUUUUGUUGUUUUAAUAUAUGUAAAAACUCUUUACUGAGUAUGUUCACUAAGCACAGAACAUCUUAAAAGCUCCCAAAUCUAGGACUUAUGGAGGUAGUUAAAUUGUAGGAUGCUGGCUAAUGAUGACACCAAGAGUCUAAAGACAUGUGUUUGUUAUUUUCCACUGGUACUUAUGUAAUUAAAUAAUGUGAUCUACUUGAGUACUUUUGAGCAGAGGCUACAGAUUUGUGCUUCUCUUUGUUGUAUCUAUGAACAGUUUUGUCUUUGGUUUCCCAGUGAUGAUCUCUGGAAAAAGUGAAGAUGUUCAACCAACACCUUGUAUGAGGGGUUAGUACUACUUCUGCCUCUGUGAAAAUGGAAAAUAAUCGCACCUCCCUAAAAGUGAAGUUGCAAAAAUACCCUUAUUGCUGCAGGUGCUCUCAGUAGGUAAUUUGGCAGGACUUGUUUAGUGUUAAAUACUCUAGCAAGGGGUACAUUUUAAAAGUUCUGCCUUUAUGAGGAUUACUUUAACAAUUAAUCAAUAGUUAAAAGCCCUGUUGAGUUAUUUUCUAGUUGAGGUGAAGGAUCCAGUGGGGUCAUGUGUCUUUUGUAACCUGGUUUGCCAUGACCAAAGAUAUGAAUUCUUGAUGGUGUGACUGUGAACGGAAGAACUCUUUCUGUUCAUCAUAAACAUUUCUUGAAUUUUAUUGCAAGGAAACUGAGGCCUUGGAGAGGUUAAAAUAUGUGACUAAGCUCACAACUAAUGGCAGAGGUAGGCUAGUGUCUAGGUCUCCUGAAUAUCAGUCUGUAAUACUUUGCAUUAAUAAACUAGUGUGUAUAAUUAUAAUUAAAAACCUUUCAAAGACUCUGCUUUAUCCUUUACUCCAUUUUAACCUGCAGACCCCAGAGGAGGCUGAAUUUAUAUGAUCAUAUCAUUACAUAAUUCUCUCCAAGGUCACAAAAACUAUGAAGGAACUUGUGAAAUUCCUGAAUCUAAAUACAGCCCAUUAGGUGGUCCCAAACCCUUUGAGUGCCCAAGUAUUCAAAUUACAUCCAUCUCUCCUAACUGUCAUCAAGAAAUUGAUACUCAUGAAGAUGACCUACACAUAAAUGACCCAGAAAGGGAAUAUUUGGAAAGGCCUUCUAGAGAUCAUCUCUAUCUUCCUCUUGAGCCAUCCUACCGGGAGUCUUCCCUUAGUCCUAGUCCUGCCAGCAGCAUCUCUUCUAGGAGCUGGUUCUCAGAUGCGUCUUCUUGUGAAUCUCUUUCACAUAUUUAUGAUGAUGUGGAUUCGGAGUUGAAUGAAGCUGCUGCCCGAUUUACUCUCGGAUCCCCUCUGACUUCUCCUGGUGGCUCCCCAGGAGGCUGCCCUGGAGAAGAGUCCUGGAAUCAACAGUAUGGACUUGGACACUCCUUGUCACCUAGGCAAUCUCCUUGCCACUCUCCUAGAUCUAGUGUCACUGAUGAGAAUUGGCUGAGCCCCAGGCCAGCCUCAGGACCCUCAUCAAGGCCUACUUCCCCUUGUGGGAAACGGCGGCACUCUAGUGCUGAGGUUUGUUAUGCUGGGUCCCUUUCACCUCAUCACUCACCUGUUCCUUCUCCUGGUCACUCCCCCAGGGGAAGUGUAACAGAAGAUACCUGGCUCAAUGCUUCUGUCCAGGGUGGAUCAGGCCUUGGCCCUGCACUUUUUCCAUUUCAGUACUGUGUAGAGACUGAUAUUCCUCUGAAAACAAGGAAGACUUCUGAAGAUCAAGCUACCGUACUACCAGGAAAAUUAGAGCUCUGUUCAGAUGACCAAGGGAAUCUUUCACCAUCCCGGGAAACUUCAAUAGAUGAUGGCCUUGGAUCUCAGUAUCCUUUAAAGAAAGAUUCAUCUGGUGACCAAUUUCUUUCAGUUCCUUCACCCUUUACCUGGAGCAAACCAAAGCCUGGUCACACCCCUAUAUUUCGCACGUCUUCAUUACCUCCACUAGACUGGCCUUUACCAACUCAUUUUGGACAAUAUGAACUGAAAAUAGAAGUGCAACCUAAAACUCAUCAUCGAGCCCAUUAUGAAACUGAAGGUAGCCGAGGAGCAGUGAAAGCAUCUACUGGGGGACAUCCUGUUGUGAAGCUCCUGGGCUAUAGUGAAAAGCCGAUAAAUCUACAGAUGUUUAUUGGAACAGCAGAUGAUCGAUAUUUACGGCCUCAUGCAUUUUACCAGGUGCAUCGGAUCACUGGGAAGACAGUUGCUACUGCAAGCCAAGAGAUAAUAAUUGCCAGCACAAAGGUUCUGGAAAUUCCACUUCUUCCUGAAAACAAUAUGUCAGCCAGUAUUGACUGUGCAGGUAUUUUGAAACUCCGCAAUUCAGAUAUAGAACUUCGAAAAGGAGAAACUGAUAUUGGCAGAAAGAAUACUAGAGUACGACUUGUGUUUCGUGUACACAUCCCACAGCCCAAUGGAAAAGUCCUUUCUCUGCAGACAGCUUCUAUACCUGUUGAAUGCUCCCAGCGGUCUGCUCAAGAACUUCCUCAUAUUGAGAAGUACAGUAUCAACAGUUGUUCUGUAAAUGGAGGUCAUGAAAUGAUUGUUACUGGAUCUAAUUUUCUUCCAGAAUCCAAAAUCAUCUUUCUUGAAAAAGGACAAGAUGGACGACCUCAGUGGGAAGUAGAAGGGAAAAUAAUCAAAGAAAAAUGUCAAGGGGCUCACAUUGUCCUUGAAGUUCCUCCAUAUCAUAACCCAGCAGUUACAGCUGCAGUGCAGGUGCACUUUUAUCUUUGCAAUGGCAAGAGGAAAAAAAGCCAGUCUCAACGUUUUACUUACACACCAGUUUUGAUGAAGCAAGAACACAGAGAAGAGAUUGAUUUGUCUUCAGUUCCAUCAUUGCCUCAUCCUGUCCAGACCCAGAGGCCUUCUUCAGAUACAGGACACCUACAUGACAGUGUACUGUCUGCACAGAGAAGCUUGGUUUGUCCCAUCCAGCUAACAUAUGCAUCCAUGGUAACCUCAACCCAUCUGCCACAGUUGCAGUGUAGGGAUGAGAGUGCUGGUAAAGAACAGCAUAUGAUACCUUCUUCAGUUGUGCACCAGCCUUUUCAAGUCGCACCAACACCUCCUGUAGGGUCUUCCUAUCAGCCUAUGCAAACUAAUGUCGUAUUCAAUGGACCAACUUGUCUUCCUGUUAAUGCUGCCUCUAGUCAAGAAUUUGAUCCAGUUUUGUUUCAGCAGGAUGCAGCUCUUCCUAAUUUAAUAAAUCUUGGCUGUCAACCACCAUCAUCCAUACCUUUUCAUUCUUCAAAUUCAGGCUCAACAGGACAUCUCUUAGCCCACACACCUCAUUCUGUGCAGACCUUGCCUCAUCUGCAGUCAAUGGGAUACUGUUGUUCAAACACAGGACAAAGAUCUCUUUCUUCUCCAGUGGCCGAUCAGGUUACAGGUCAGCCUUCCCCUCAGUUACAACCCAUUACGUAUGGUCCUGCACAUUCAGGGACUGCUACAACAGCUUCCCAAGCAACCUCUCAUCCCUUGGCCAGUUCACCACUUUCUGGGCCACCAUCUCCUCAGCUACAGCCUAUGCCUUACCAGUCUCCUAGCUCAGGAACUGCCUCAUCACAGUCUCUAGCCACCAGAAUGCAUUCUGGACAGCACUCAACUCAAGCACAAAGUACAGGCCAGGGAGGUCUUUCUGCACCUUCGUCCUUAUUAUGUCACAGUUUGUGCGAUCCAGCUUCAUUUCCACCUGAUGAGGCAACUGUGAACAUUAAACCUGAACCUGAAGAGCAGGAACCUAACUUUUCUACAAUUGGUCUUCAGGACAUCACUUUAGAUGAUGUGAACGAGGUAAUUGGGAGAGACAUGUCCCAGAUUUCUGUUUCCCAAGGAACAGGGGCGAGCAGGCAGGCUCCCCUCCCAGGUCCUGAUUCCCUGGAUUUAGGAAGAUCCGACGGGCUCUAACAGCGUUCACUGCAGCCUUGUGUCCACCAUCAUGUACUUCUCAGCAUGUUUCUCUCUUUGGACCUUGGGCUUCCAACUCUGCAACCUUCAGGAUGGAGCCAGGAGUUGGGAUCACCAUAUGUGGGGAAAGCAGCAUUCCUCCAACUCAGGCCUUGUGUAGAUUUUGUAAAAGAACAGGAGCAGCACAGGCUGUCUGAUCUUUGGGGAAAUGAGCUUUGCUUUUUAUAUUUAAAUAGGAUACUUUUAUAUGAUGGGUGCUUUGAGUGUGAAUGCAGCAGGCUCUCCAUUUCAGAGGUGCUGCUUUUGCAGGCGAUCUGGUUGCUUAGCUAGGAUUGGUGAUUUGUACUGCUUUAUUGUCAUUUGAAGGACUCUUUAGCUUUGAUGAUAUUUUUAAAGUAGAAACUUUUGAUAAAACCUUCCAGAGGCAAACAUUAAAAAAAAAUUAUUCCCCCAAGCCCACACCUAUGCCUCGGAAACUCAGCAUGUGUCCUGAAGCCUUUCAUAGAUUCAUAGGAAGUAAAGCCAAAUGUAGCUCAUACCUCUUUAUAAAAGUAAACUGUUAGAUAAAAUGACACCAUUCCAAUCAUUGAAGUGUUGGAAUAUAAAAUGACAUUCCAGAGCAUAGCAUUUUUGUAACUUUCUAGGUAAUCUUCCUGUAAUCUCUCCAUGCUGUCUCCAUGUUGAAAUUGCUUUUUUUCCUCAGGGCCUUGGGUAAGAUAACUACAUGUAAGGGAACUUUGAAAGGUGGGGUUUCUUAGCUUGGUAGCUUUAAUUUCCUGCCAUCCUACAUACAGGUAGACUGUGGAGUACUCUUCCCUUUUGUGUCCUCUGGUCCCAGACCUUUUCCAAGUGGAAGCAUCUGCAUUUGGCUGCCACAGUCUUGUGAUGAUUUGUUUAGGCAAAUUUGCUGCUUCUAGCUUCUCUAGAGGCCAGGCUGUGUCAGAAGCUAAGUACAAAUGAGCUAUGCUUCAAGACAGGAGCAGAGAACAUUCAGGAUUCCAGAUGGGACGCAUUUAAGAUUUACACUGGUAUGGAAGGCUUUUCCCUCAUUCUGUUUACAGCCUAAAAUGAUUCUGGCCUACCCUCCCAUCUGCAUGGCCUAAAAAACAGCCUUUUUCUAAAAGGCUUUGAGGCAAUUCCAAAACUGAGAUAGCAUUCUAAACCUGACCCUCCACACCAAAGAUGUCCUGGUGGUGCUGCUGGUAAGGCUGGUGCCCAAGGCGGGGCCAGCAAGAAACUCCAGCCUGCUGUCUACCAAAGGAGGUGCCCGACUUGGGUGCUCUUUUCACACCUUGCCCUUACCCCUCCCCUUAAUGGGAUUAGUUUCCUGUUCCAAGGCUUGGGCCUAUUUCAACACCCCUGAAGUUUGCAGUAUGUUUUCAAAUGAAAUGUACUUUUAUUCAGGAAGCAAAUUUUCUGAGUGCCUACAUGUGAGACAGUGUGCUGGGCUGGUCAAAGGCUUGAUGCUAUUAUUGCAGGGGAUUGUGGGUCCUAGAUGCCAGGACUGUCUACUGAGGCCAAGUGAGGCCUGGGUGGAGGGAGCCAGCUCAUUGCCUACCACCUCUAGUCAACCAGUUAGGAGCUAUUGACCCAGGAUGAGGAAGUAAGGUCCUUUUUUUUUUUUUUUUUUUCCUUUAAUCCAUGAUGUUUUAGAUAUCUCCCUAAAAUUAGUUAGAAAAAAAUGCUUGUACUUCAGCAAAUCACUCUAGUCCUUCUUGGAGCCUGGUGUUGUCACAUUUUCUUUGAAAGUGAGUUUUGUGUCACAGUGUGGAUAGUGAGAUUUGCUUCAGGGCCUGUGGUUGGAAGCCCAGAGUUUCCUUUGGAGGGUUUGCGGUGGCUGGCCGCCUUUAGAUGAAGUUCCAGAGAGUUGGCCAGACUUGCCUCCACCCUCUUGUCCCUGGUGUAGCUGCCUCACAUGGGGUUCUUGCAAGAGCUUCCCUUGCAAGACCCUUUGGGGGUUGCUCUGCUGCCCUCAAGAAUAAAAGCCUCUAUGAUACAGAGUUGCUAUGCACCAAAUUUUGAUGCCUUUUAAAUACCUUGAUGCCUGUAGCACUAGAAAUGCUCUUUCUUAUUUAAAAUAAAAAUUAAAUUUUAAAAUAGAGCUUUGUAUACUAUGUAAGCAGUUUUGUAUCAGCUUUGUAAAAGCUUUGGUGUAAAAGACAGUAUUUUUUGGUUUUGUAGAUAAAUACCUUAAUUUUUGUGCAACAUAGUGGUGUUACAGCACACAUCCAUUGGACUAUGCAAAUUGAUUUCUAGUAACAGCACUGAGCAACUGGGCAUGUGCUAGGACCCACCCCUUCCCCCUCCAACCCAUGCUAUAUCUUGGGUUGAGGAAUGGGAUGAGCAGCCUUCUGCUUACUGGAGAUGCACAGAGAAACGUGGCUGAAAACAGCUAGGAACAGAUGUUUUUGGGUUCAAGUGUGGUGCUGCUGCCCGGGGUGCAACCCACCCCUGCCCAGGGUUAGCCACUAUCACCAGAGCUCUGCUGAGUCUGGCUGUAAAGCCCUGUUUUUGAUAAUCAGAACAGAUGGUCAUCUGUAAGGUUCAGAUGGGUUCAAGUUGAAACCUUGUAUUUUAUAAAAUGGAUGAUGUUCAAUUAAGGAACUGAUUCUCAGUUAUGUUUACAGCACUUGACAUUGUGUUUUCUUGUACAUUUUGUAUUUUAAAACCUUUUAUAGGAGUACAGUGCUCCUUACACAAAUACAAAGGGAAGAAGAGCCAGCAAUUCAGGCUCCUCAGUUACAGUGCUGAAAUAAUAAACGGUGACAGGUCAACAGUCUCCUUGAAAUCUGCCUGAGUG
This is a messenger RNA of Globicephala melas (long-finned pilot whale), 7879 nucleotides long. It is a transcript of the gene NFATC3, whose product is annotated as nuclear factor of activated T cells 3. The record is from RefSeq and is a predicted model, not a curated record. Gene Ontology annotation, biological process: cytokine production; calcineurin-NFAT signaling cascade; regulation of transcription by RNA polymerase II. Gene Ontology annotation, molecular function: DNA-binding transcription factor activity, RNA polymerase II-specific; transcription factor binding; RNA polymerase II cis-regulatory region sequence-specific DNA binding. NCBI's taxonomy places the organism in Eukaryota, Metazoa, Chordata, Mammalia, Artiodactyla, Delphinidae. Gene Ontology annotation, cellular component: transcription regulator complex.